Messenger RNA from Rotaria sp. Silwood2, 1959 nucleotides. Lineage: Eukaryota; Metazoa; Rotifera; Eurotatoria; Philodinida; Philodinidae. The record is from the annotation of a GenBank genome assembly.
AUGACAACUAUCCGGUCUCGCAAAUCACAUUCUUCAUGUAAACAUGUUUGCAGUAAAUGUCGUUUACGUGAUACAGAAAAUUUAUCUCUUGAUACAAGUCAUUUAUCUAUACCUAUGACAGAUACAAAUCCAAAUCCAACUAGAAUUUCAUAUGAAAAUACACCAUCACCAUCAUCGAAUGGAUCAACAAGUACAAUUGAACAAUCAUCUAAAUAUGGUCAUCGAAUAUUAUCAUCAACUUUAAAAAAUGAUCAUUCCAAUAUUUCUAUUAAACGUCGUUCUCGUUGUGAUAAACUUUUUCAUUAUACACAAAUGAUUAAUCGACAAUAUAUGAUAACAAUGACAAAAAUUUUAUUUCAAAUGCAAAAGGAAGUUUAUAAAUUAAAACGACGUACACAUCAUGUUGAACAAUUAGUUAUUAAACAAACAAAAAAAGUUCAACCAAUUAUUCGUAUUCCUCGUUUAACAAAAGAUCAACUUUCAACAAUUUGUAUUAAUAAUAAUGAAGAAAUUUUACAACAUACUUUAGAAAAAUCUGAUAAUAAUAAUAAUAAUAUUAAAAUUAUAGAAAAUAUAAAACCAAAUACAACAAAAAGUCUUAAACGUUUGAAAGAUAAACAUAAACAUACAAAGAGUGUAUUAGCUCUAUCAAAAAGAUCUCAACCAACUAUUUGGAUAAACAAUCGACAAAAACCUAUUGAUCCAAAUAAAUAUUGUUCAUUUUGUCGACAUGAAUUUUCAAAACGAUCAAAUUUCUUAAUACAUGUUAGAAAUAUUCAUAAAGGAAUUUUACCCCCACUAAUCAAUGAACAAGAUCAAUCAUUAUUAGAAAUGAAUGAAGAACAUAUGGAAAAAAAAUUUAAUGAACCUACAGACAAUUCUUCGUGUGAAGCAACAAAUGAUCAAACAAACUCAUCACAGAUUGUUGUUGAUCAAUGGGAUAUUAGUGAUAGUAGAUUACGUCCACGAACAGGUGCUAAAACAAUUCAUGAACCUCCACCAAUACAUGCUAAAGUUAAAUGUGAUAUUUGUAAUAAAUUUUAUCGUGAAAAUUAUUUGAAGUUACAUAAAAGACGUGCUCAUCCCGAUCAGGAAAUGUUAUCAUUAUCAUCAAGUGAAAUAAACAAUAAUUUUGAUCAUUGUGAUUCAGUUUCUGAUAAACAAAUUGAUCAAUGUGAUUUAUUAAAAAAUAAUCCUACAUUAAUAAGUGGGUUAGAUAUUCAAAAUGCAAAUACACCAGCUGCAAUAACAAUAGCUGAAAUGGAUACUGAUGAUGUACCCAUUCGCUUCUGUGCCGAUUCUAAUAGAACGAUUGUUCUUGCUGUAACAUGUCUUGAAAGUUAUCAAUUAGAUUUAGUUGAACAAUUUGUAGAAAAAUUUUCAUCACAUGUUUGUCAAACAACAUCAAUCGAUUGUCGAACAACACACUUACUAACGAAUGAUGAUAAACAUUCAUUACGUUCACCAUUAUCAAUGAAAUUAAUUGAAGCUAUAGCUCAUCAUUGUUUUUGUGUAUCAUAUCGUUGGAUUAUUGAUUGUCUUAAAUAUGAUCGAAUUAUUGAUGAAACACCAUAUGAAAUUGAAGGUGAUGAUACUGAUAUUCAGCCACAUGGUGGUCCACGCCGUUCACGUUUAAUACAAAGUCAACAUUCACUUUUUCAAAAUAUAUGUUUUAUGAUAAAAUGUACAGAAAAUCCUGAUAUAAGAAUGACAAAUGAACGUUUAGAAGAUUUAAUAACAACAUGCGGUGGUCAAAUAAUAACAUGCGUUACACAACGUUUACUUGACAAAUAUCAAAUAAUUGUUCUUUGUGAUAUGUUAUAUGUAUCUGAACGACGUCAUAAUUAUGAUCAAUGUCGUUCAUUAGGCAUACAUUUUGUAUCAUCUGAUUGGGUACUUGAAUCUAUACUUGAAUAUCGUCAAAAACCAUUUUCAUUAUUUGAAGAAGUGCCAUUGUGA